Eurytemora carolleeae is the source of this 1273-nucleotide messenger RNA. It is a transcript of the gene Pus1, whose product is annotated as tRNA pseudouridine synthase A-like. The record is from RefSeq and is a predicted model, not a curated record. Bases 18 to 1256 code for a protein of 412 amino acids. Gene Ontology annotation, molecular function: pseudouridine synthase activity; RNA binding. Gene Ontology annotation, cellular component: nucleus. NCBI's taxonomy places the organism in Eukaryota, Metazoa, Arthropoda, Copepoda, Calanoida, Temoridae. Gene Ontology annotation, biological process: tRNA pseudouridine synthesis; mRNA pseudouridine synthesis. The transcript is spliced from 7 exons.
UUUCAGAUUAGAAUGAUAUGAUCCGGACACUUUUUCAAAACACUAGUUUUAUUAGAUCGAGAAACCAGUUACAGUUUUAUUUAUCAACAAUGAGUGAAAUAAAUUUGACUACUCCUAAAGUUGAAGAGGAGAACGUUAAAACGGCAAACGGUCGGCUAGCUGAGAGUGAAAAACGGCCGGAAUACAAAUGGAAGAAAGCCAAGAAAAUGGCGGCAAUGAUUUCCUUUUCCGGAAAGGAUUAUAUAGGCAUGCAACGGAAUGCAGGGUUUAAAACCAUCGAAGGUGAAUUUCUGGCCGCUCUAUCCCGAGCUGGGAUUAUAGACCCUGAAUGGGAGGAAAUCCCGCAGAAAGGAUUUUUCCAGCGUGCCUCUAGGACGGAUAAGGGCGUGUCGGCACUAAAGAUGGUUGUGUCCUUGAAAAUGGCGGAGGAAGAGGGGAUGGUGGAGAAGGUCAACGCGGAGCUGCCCACUGAUAUAAAGCUACAAGCUGUAGUUCGAGUCACAAAGAAUUUCAACUGUAAAUCUGCAGCUGAUGCCCGAACCUACCUUUAUGUUCUUCCAACCUUUGCCUUCUCUCCGGCCACGGAGAUUAUCAGUGAGGAUUGGCGGUGUGAACCUGACACAAUCGCUAAUGUGAAUUCAGUUCUCAAAGAGUUUAUUGGAUCUCGAUACUUUCAUAAUUACACUUCAGGGAAGCUACCAUUAGAACCCUCAUCACAGCGCUUCAUUCAUGAGUUUGAAUGUGGAGAACCUUUUAUAAAAGAUGGUUAUGAAUGGUGUAUAAUCCGUGUGAAAGGACAAAGUUUUAUGCUUCACCAAAUCAGGAAAAUGAUUGGGAUGGCCUUGGGAAUCGUUAGAGGGCAUACAGACCUAGCAGCCCUUGAGCAGACCUGGGGGAUGGAUAGAAUAGAUAUACCUAGAGCUCCAGGUCUAGGUCUAGUACUAGAGGAGGUACACUAUGAUAGGUAUAACAAGAGGUACGGUUCCGACGGAAUCCACGACACCCUCUCCUGGGAGAAGGUGGAGGAUCAAGUUGAGACCUUCAAGCAGGACAUCGUCUUUGCCGACAUUUUCCAAACAGAGAUUGAAACAAAAAGCAUGUUCGAAUGGAUGGCGGUUCUACCGAUGCAUAAGUUCGAACCCCGACAUUUCGAGGAGGACGGUCGACAGUCGCCGUUAGCCAUAGCGAAGGCUAAUGUUGAACGAGAACAGGGCAAGAAUGGGGUUAAAGUUGAUGAGGAUGAGGAGGAUGAAUAAAUUUUACAUUUUUUCAG